This is a messenger RNA of Varroa destructor (honeybee mite), 2539 nucleotides long. It is a transcript of the gene hd, whose product is annotated as humpty dumpty. Gene Ontology annotation, biological process: nuclear DNA replication. Gene Ontology annotation, cellular component: nucleus. The record is from RefSeq and is a predicted model, not a curated record. NCBI's taxonomy places the organism in Eukaryota, Metazoa, Arthropoda, Arachnida, Mesostigmata, Varroidae.
UCUCGCCAAAAUUUUAUUCGUUACCGUCUUUCUGUCUCACGCUGUGUCUACCAAUGCACCGGUUGACUACUCCAGUUGAUCGCAGUAUUGUGAAUCGUCAAGCCCGUCUGUCUUCGGCUCAGCAGAGACAGGGCGCCAUAUUGGCGGACAAUAUUUGUUUCGCGUUGUGGCGGUUAGGUGGCGUAACUAUUGCCAGUAAAUUCAUCGUUAGUUUUGUGAAUUUUUGUCGUUUUGUCUCUGUGAAAGCUCUAACUAUUACUGAUCCUUUUUGAGAAUAGAUAAACCUCGUUUCACUACAGCACAUCGUCGUGUAAUUGUGUAAUCGAUUUAAGCAAUAUAUGUAAUUUCGAAUGAGCCAAAUCGUCGUUAUCGCAAUUUGAUGAAGUGGUGCGCACUACUAUUUUUACGUAACAGUCAUGGCUGUUAAUGAUCCAGUAGACUUUAUGAAACCAAAGACUGUUUCGAUUCGACGAAAAAUACGUGCCACCAAGGUACUGCCAAAAAAGAAUGAGCUUGAAGUCAGAAAAAGUCAGGAUAUUUGUUCAGCAAAUGGUUUGUCUACCAGGUCUGCACCGGUCAACCCGUUUCGCCGGGCUGUCAAACGUUCGAGAGAAGGCGACGAAGCCGAUGACACAGUCCAGCCUAAACUAAAAAAAGAGCAAAACGCUGGAAAUCUAAUCCAAAUCACAUUUAGCUUGCCCGUUGUUGAUCCUAAAUUAGCCGCAUUGCCAGUAGAGCUACCGCCAGCGCCCGUAGCAAAACCUUUACGACAUAUGCCUAUUGACUGGUGUUUGAAGACGAAGGUGCGUUUUACUUCGCCAAAGCAGCUGCCAUGGAGUGGAAUUUUAAAGACGACUGAAGAGGCGAGUGGCAUAACUCGGUCCGUGCGCGCUUUAGUCGACCAGCAAAAUGAUACAUCAGCUCAGACACGGUUUCAUCAGAAUUGCCUUUUCUGGCAGCAUCCGUCAUUACCAUGGGUGUCCCUUUUUCCACGGCAAGGUCAAAAACGAUUUGAAGGCACACAGCUAGUUGACAGCCGGUUCCAUGAAGUUCUCCAGCUAGAUUUCCGACAAAGUUUUAAGAGCCUCUAUCAGUUACUACGUGCGAGACAGUGUGCUUUCUUCUACCUUUGUGGACCAGAGUUUACAGCAUUGUUUCGCGCAACGGGAACCAGCGGCCUGAGUGAUAUUCAUGCCCUAAUAUCGCCAACAAGCAAAGGAUUCCGAAAUACAUUGAAAGAGAAGGGUAUCGACUUUCAGAUGCCGUUACGAAGUGUUAUUUCAGCUACAGAAGUGAAUGGAACCUCAGAAGAUGAUGACUUCUUCGAGAGUAUCGGCUUAACUCAAGAAGACUUUGUUGCAGAUAAACAUCGUAACAAUUCAGCCUCUGAUACAGAGUCAGGUCCAGGGUCCUGUGUGGUGGUAAUAGGGGAGGAUUCUCAAGCACUCUUUAAUCAUUUGCUCAACACCGAUUUGUCGAUUUCUGUUGGCUCACAAGCUGGUAUACCGCCAACGCUGCUGGCACCAGUUGCAUUUCAUGGUGCAGCUCUCCGCUCGCUUAAAGUUCGUCAGACUUGGUUCCGAAAUCAGCAGGAUCAACGGCUACAUGCCAUUGAGAUGAUAGGACCGAUUAUGCCGCACGUAGUCGAUGCUAUAAGUACGUUGCUUGCUGAAACACAGGAGCGCUUUACAAUGUUGGCUACUCCGACGCCGGGUUCCACCGCUUUCAGCAGGACAAUCAACCAGGUGGAUAAUAGCAUGAAGACAGCUAUCAGUGUUCCUGGCUGCAAUAACAGUGGUAGCGAGGCUAAGGACGACCUAAACGAUCAGGCCGGUUCAAACAAUGGGGAUCGAGAUGGUCAUGGUUCAGGAUCUGGGGCUCCAGAGGCAUUUGCCGUUGAAGCACUCAAGGACUGUGGACUACCAGAAACGUUCAUCAAGCGAUUGUGCUCCACGACUGAGGAUCAUGGCACCAUUAUCGAGGCAGAGAUGCAUGGCGGUAGCUUUUAUAUUAAUACGUGCGCUUAAAAGAGCGAGAUACUGUACAGAAUUUGUAUAUGUAGUUGUAGGUUAUAUGUAAUUGUAGGUCUACAUCAGUCACAGGCUUUGUUUAAGUAAUGUAAUUGUAGGUCUAGUAAUGUAAUUGUAGGUCUACAUCAAUCACAGGCUUUGUUUAAAUUAGCAUUAUUUAUAGCAAAUAACCUAACCUAGCAUUAUUCAGAAUUUAUAUAUGUAAUUGUAGGUCUACAUCAAUCACAUGCUUUGAUUGUGAAUUAGCAUUAUAUAUAGCAUACAUAGAAAAUACAUAGCAUUUAAUUGAUUUAGAGUGAUAAGAAAAACUACAUAAGAAGAUUUACACGGAGUGCAUAAGUACAGAGACGAUAAUGGCAGUUCGUAAAAGAGGCGAAACCUGUGACUACUUCCUGUGGCUCCUUGUGGGUGAGAUCACAGUGCCAAAUACGUCAACGAUAAAUUUGUGAUCAAAUAGAUCAAAUAUAUCGAAACAAUGAAUUCGUAAUCACAAUAGAAAAUAUUUGUUG